AGGUGUGUUUUCAUUGGGAAUUAUAAAUGAAUAUACGUAACUUCAUCUAAGAUUCUGCUUUCUUAUAAGACGUAUCGACACAAAAGCGUGUUAUUACGUCCGCUAUGACUCGAGACUGGAAGCCGGGUGAUCUAAUUUUUGCCAAGAUGAAGGGAUACCCUCACUGGCCUGCCAGAAUCGACGAGGUGCCGGAUGGGGCCGUGAAGCCAUCCAACAUCAAGUAUCCUAUUUUCUUCUUUGGGACCCAUGAAACAGCGUUUCUUGGCCCUAAAGAUAUCUUUCCAUACCAACCGAACAAAGAGAAGUAUGCAAAGCCCAACAAGAGGAAAGGCUUCAAUGAAGGAUUGUGGGAGAUUGAGAAUAACCCAAAAGUUGAGCUCACUGCACCCAAGCCGGUUCCUCCCGACUCUUUCACUGAAAAGGACUCAGACAGCAGUCCGGAAGGAGAAGAAGAUGCAGCCGACAAAGGAGUGAAAUCCAAAGUUCCAGGAAGUGAGGCUGAGCAGGAGAAUGAGAAAGAGGAGGAGGAGGAGGAGGAGGAGGAAGGGUCUCUGAUGUCUGAGCAGGGUCCUCAGAACCAGGAUAGCUCUGCACCACAAGAAUCAACAGAUGUUUCCAGAUCUAAGAGAGGAAGAAAGAAAAAGGGUGACACAGACCAGGAGAAUGAAAAAGAUGAGGCUCCAGCAAGUCCUGCUAGUCUCUCAGGUGGAGAUGGUCCUAAAAAACGAGGCCGGAAGCCCAAAAGUGACAACAAGUUGCAAUCGGUUCAGCAGCAGGACCAGCAAGGCUCUGGGAGCGACAUGGAUACCGUUGAAUCUGACAAAAAGAGAAAGAGGGCACCAGAUGAAAAGCAGCAAGUUGUGGAGGAGGAAAAGCGAAGGAAGAGAGAAGGAAGCAAAGGUAAGGAGACGGAGGCUAAAGAGCCUGAAGCCAAGAAGAAGAAACUGUCCAAGGAUGACAGUUCGUCCGGCUCUGAUGAUGAUGAUGAUGAUGAUGAUGAGAAAAACAAAGUCAGGAAGAAAGUAUCGAACUCAGAAGUGGACAAGGAUGUCCGGCGGUGGAAAACGGAUGAAGUGCGAGAACCUAUCAAAGAGGAUGUGAAGAAAACUGAGGCAGGACCAAAGAAAAAGGAAGUGUCAACUGACCUAAAACUCCAGAAACUCCACACUGACAUUAAAAUCUCAUUGAAAAUCGAUAACCCGGAUAUUAAGAAGUGCUUGGAUGCAUUAGAUGAGAUAAGUUCUCUUCAGGUGACAACUCAGCACCUUCAGAGACACAGUGAACUUAUAGCAACGUUGAAAAAGAUCCGGAGGUUUAAAGCCAGUCAGGAUAUCGUGGACAAAGCCACCAUGUUGUAUAACAAGUUUAAGACCAUGUUUCUAGUGGGGGAAGGAGACAGCGUGCUCAGCCAGGUGCUGAACAAGUCUUUAGCUGAACAACGGCAGCAUGAGGAAGCAAAGAAAGGAGCACUAAAGAGAGCUGAGCAUGUUAAAGACAACAGCACAGAUAAGGUGACCAAUGGAGACGUGGAUCCUGAAGAAAAACAGGAGGGGCAGAGACAGAAGCCUGAGGAGGCUUCUGCAGGAGAAAAUCACAGGCCCUGUCCACAUGUAGCCGGGCCUGUCAUCCACACGAAAAUGGAUCUUUUUAAAAACUCCGGCCAAAGUGAAGAUCUGCGUUUUCUCCGUUUUGGGUGCCUGCGUGUGGACAGACAAAACCGGAGUUUUAAGGUCCACAACGUCACUUUCCUCGACAAAAAAAUGCUGACAUCACGUGUGCGACCUGUGUUUACACUAGCCGACAGCAUGGAUGCCCUCAGAGCUGCGCUCGCUUUAUCAAUUGUCCAAGCGCUUUUUGCUUGUUUGUUUUUGCAAGCAGAAUUACUGCUCCUUGCGGAAGACCACAGACGAAGGACGAGGUUAAGAACGGGGGACGUACUGCCGCCUACAGGUCUGGCAUGUCCUUAACAACGUAUUUAUCCGGCACUUCAAAAGACCAGGAGGUGUCUACUUGAAUGUCCUGCUUGCUUGAAGAGAAGAGAUUUGCUGCUGUACUACUUCAUUUGUGAAAAUAGUGUCCCAUUUUUCAAACCUUGUCAUUAGUUUUGCUGCUGAAGGAUUUAAAUGCACCAUUCACCCCUAAAUGUCUUACUGAUGAUUCUAUUUUUGUACUCUUAGACACCUUGUGCUACCUGCAGUGAAUUUUUGGUUUUACAACAGCUCAAGAGUAUAAAAUCAGGAUAAACCUGCAGUACUGAAUGUUGAUGCUAAUGAACAUUCUCACAGAAACCAUUUGUACACUUUGUUUUGGCUGAAGUUAAUAUUUAUGGUCUCAUCAUUUCUUUUAGAGUUUAUUUGUGGAAUUGAGAAAUCUAGCUUGUUCUCAUUGAUACAGAGGAUCUUAGACUGGGUCACAGUGUUAUUGAUCUGUAGUGCGUUUUUCAUAGUUCAGAUGUGCACAAAAAGUGUAAAGUUUACCAAAGUUACCAAGAAAAUGCUUUAUUUUUAACCUUGUUAAAGUUUUCUUUAAACAUAGAUGUAAAUAAGAUUAUUUUUGUGUCUAAUCUGUGUCACCAUCUCAUAAUAAAGUAGAAGUUCUA
Molecule: messenger RNA, 2599 nt
Organism: Nothobranchius furzeri (turquoise killifish)
Lineage: Eukaryota; Metazoa; Chordata; Actinopteri; Cyprinodontiformes; Nothobranchiidae
Gene: psip1a
Product: PC4 and SFRS1 interacting protein 1a
Source: RefSeq, a predicted model, not a curated record